Molecule: messenger RNA, 3316 nt
Organism: Brienomyrus brachyistius
Lineage: Eukaryota; Metazoa; Chordata; Actinopteri; Osteoglossiformes; Mormyridae
Gene: bmp2a
Product: bone morphogenetic protein 2a
Exons: 2
Coding region: 1176-2372 (398 amino acids)
Biological process (GO): BMP signaling pathway; SMAD protein signal transduction; negative regulation of transcription by RNA polymerase II
Cellular component (GO): extracellular region
Molecular function (GO): cytokine activity; growth factor activity; BMP receptor binding
Source: RefSeq, a predicted model, not a curated record
CAAAGCAACCUGCGCCAAGUCGAGGAAACGGUAAAAGUUCGCCUUGUCUAAUAAAAACGCUUAUAGUGAUGUAACCUACUGGGAUACUUCCAUAUUAGUAUGUAACGGUGCCGGCGUGUUUUAACGGAGCCAAUUAAUCCAAGGGAUACUUUUACACCAAUUUGGCUGAACAUUUACAUCCCGGACCAACUUAUCCGAUGAGAAUGUACAAUAAGGAGCGUACUGUGUUGUGGAGGCUUCACGGAAAUAAGCGAAAAGCCUAGGAAUUAACAGUGGUGCCACUUGAACCAGCUCUGAGUUCUCAUUUUCACUUUAUGUGGACAACUUGUCUUUGUAUGGGAAUAAUGAGGGCAUUUUAAGAAGACCGACAGGGCUUAUGACCGCACAGUACGCCGAGAUACGGAAAGAUUCUCCUCAUUCAUGAUCACAGUCACUUUUCUUCCGUGUGAAAAGCUUCCCUGGACCAUUCGGAGAAUAUUUCGGGAGAAUCACAAUGUAAGGUGCAGCUCUUCUUCAAUGGACAGAGACGCGACUGGAAAUCCGCCGGGCUCUUAGUAAUUCUGUGAUCUUUUUAUACCUGUAUGGAACUACUAAACGUAAAACGUUUUCAUAGAAUAUUUCAUAGUAGCCUAAAUACUUCACUGCGCUCUUCUAUCCGCCGUGUUUUGAGAUUUUGGAAGUCGAAUACUUGUCUUGUAAACGCAGACAUAUAUACUAUAUAAUGUCAUUUGUAUUGCGUUAUGUUUCUCAGAUUCGUCCUGUCCCGUAUACUUACGUGGUAGGUUGUGUUUCUUCGCUCGAAACCUUUUUUUUCUUAGAAAAGAAUGUCUGCUGUGGCACUUGGUGCUUAAGUUACGACAAUUUAACCAUAGUACUUCAUGUCCAAUUCCAAAUCUUUUUUUUUUCAGUAUCUGAAGUAAUAUGUUAGUUAUGUUUUAUAAGUAGUUACUGUACUAUUACAGUUGAUGUACUUACACAUAUAGUGGUGACUAGGUUAACUGCAGACAAGCUUAUUGCAAUUGAGACCAAUUGAUAAGGUCGGCUGGUUUAAAGUGAUUUUUCAAGGGAUGGAUUCUUGCAAGAGAACAUCGUAAAUAUAACUUGCUGAUGUGUAUAUUGUAGCAGCACCCCAAGCACUGACGACUCGCUCGCCAUUCCUAAGGUACAGACUGAUCAUGGUCUCCGGGGUUCGUGCCCUUACAGUUCUGCUGCUUGCUCAGGUGUUGCUUGGCGGGUCAAUAGGACUUAUCCCCGAGGUGGGCCGUCGGAGGUAUAGCGAAUCGGGCCGCCAGAGUCCACCACUCCCGGAGGAUAUCCUUAACGAGUUUGAGCUUCGAUUGCUGAACAUGUUCGGACUGAAGCGGAGACCAAACCCAAGUCGGUCCGCCGUAGUGCCACAGUACAUGAUGGACCUCUAUCGAAUGCACUCGGGGAAUGGAGAAGAGAAACUGAACAGGGCGAGAUCCUCCUCUGCAAAAACUGCGGAGCGCUCUGCCAGCAGGGCCAAUACGAUUAGGAGUUUUUAUCACGAAGAGUCUUUGGAAGCUCUUUCCAGCUUACGUGGCAAAACGGCGCAGAAGUUCUUCUUCAAUCUCACCACCAUUCCCGAAGAGGAACUCAUCACGUCAGCAGAGCUGAGGGUUUUCCGAGAACAGAUGAAGGGAGGAGAGAACUCUAGGGCCACCUUUCACCGCAUCAACGUCUACGAGAUUUUAAGGACAGACUCGUGCUCUAAGGAGCUCAUCACCAGACUUUUAGACACGAGGCUACUGCAGCCCGAUUCGGGCAAGUGGGAGAGCUUCGACGUCAGCCCGGCCGUCAUGAGGUGGACGAAGGAAGGGCACGCCAACCAUGGCUUCCUCCUGGAGGUGGUCCACCUUAACGGCACCGGCAGGGAUGCUAGGAGGCACGUAAGGAUCAGCAGGUCCUUACAUGAGGAUGAGAAUUCCUGGCCUCACAUAAGGCCCCUGUUGGUGACCUUUAGCCACGACGGCCGUGGUGAUGUCCUCCAUAACAGGGAGAAACGACAAGCUAGAACAAAGCAGAGGAGAAAGCACAAGAGCAGCUGUAGACGGCACUCACUCUACGUGGACUUUAUCAACGUAGGUUGGAAUGAUUGGAUAGUUGCUCCACCUGGAUACCAUGCUUUCUACUGCCAUGGGGAGUGUCCGUUCCCACUGGCCGAUCACCUCAACUCAACAAAUCAUGCUAUUGUUCAAACUCUAGUCAACUCAGUGAACACAAACAUUCCCAGAGCUUGCUGUGUACCAACAGAACUCAGUCCGAUAUCCCUGCUGUACCUGGAUGAGUAUGAGAAGGUCGUCCUUAAAAACUAUCAGGACAUGGUGGUUGAAGGCUGUGGUUGUCGUUGAAAAGAUUAUGAUCACAUGUUUUUUAUUUUUCCUGAGAAGACUGUCCAUCAUACAGUUACAAGCAGUUGGGAAAGUAAAUAUUUAUGAGAAAUAUUUCAAGUUAAUCAUUAUGUUUUUCUGAUGUACAUUUCUUUAGUGGCCAAAUCCCACUCAUGAAGUCUAAUUAUCAGAUAUGUAUUUAUUUCUAUUAAACUUUCUUUAUCUAGUAAAUAAUUCAUAUCUAUUUAUGUGUUAUCAUGAGGAAAAAUAUGGAUUUUAUAAUAGUCUCUGAGAAUGUGUGUAAGCUGUUUAUUUCUUUUAAAAUGGUAGAUUAUAUAAAAGAGUGAUCAGUUUUUACAGACUAACAUAAGACUUUAAUAUAAUUCUAAAAACCAUAUAGCUAAGGGAAGUACACUUAUAAAAUGAAAAAAAUAUAUAUAAUAUGACAGUUCUUAACAUGGUAUUCCAAUAACCUUUGCAGUGAUUUUGAAUGAAAUGGUCCGUUUCUCCACAAGGAUGUGGCAAAGAUAUGAGCAGAACGUGGAUUACAGUUAUGAGAGUCAUUGCAGGCGCAGAGAACAGCGGAAGCAUCAUUAAUGUGAAUGCACUUAUCUGGAAGCAAUGUGAGAUGCAGUCGUCGACACUGAACGCCCGGGAUCGUAGCUCGUGGAGCGAGGUGUGUGCUUUGUCUCAAACCCAUGUAUUCUGUCUAAUGUCAUUAUGGCUCUGAUGAGUAAGGAUUGUAUUUAUAAAUGCGUCUCUUUAAGGCUCAUACGUUUAAUUGUUCAUUUCAGGACAUUCUACACUUUCAUCUAAACACCCCUCCCCCCACCUAGUCUUUGUUGAGAAUCUCUAAUUAAAAUUUCCUCAUCUUCAUCUGCUAACCUCAGUUCUUUAAUCGUCGACAUCACUUGCAAUUAUGACUCACCUAUACAAUAAAACUGGGCUAUUUGUUAUCUAGUAAA